This is a messenger RNA of Pan troglodytes (chimpanzee), 1732 nucleotides long. It is a transcript of the gene ANKRD1, whose product is annotated as ankyrin repeat domain 1. Gene Ontology annotation, cellular component: nucleus. NCBI's taxonomy places the organism in Eukaryota, Metazoa, Chordata, Mammalia, Primates, Hominidae. Gene Ontology annotation, molecular function: RNA polymerase II-specific DNA-binding transcription factor binding. Gene Ontology annotation, biological process: regulation of transcription by RNA polymerase II. Bases 80 to 1039 code for a protein of 319 amino acids. The transcript has 9 exons. The record is from RefSeq and is a predicted model, not a curated record.
CCGGUGUGGAGGGCCCAGCAAGGCCAACUCCAGGGAUUCCUUCCACGACAGAAAAAUAUACAAGACUCCUUCAGCCAACAUGAUGGUACUGAAAGUAGAGGAACUGGUCACUGGGAAGAAGAAUGGCAAUGGGGAGGCAGGGGAAUUCCUUCCUGAGGAUUUCAGAGAUGGAGAGUAUGAAGCUGCUGUUACUUUAGAGAAGCAGGAGGAUCUGAAGACACUUCUAGCCCACCCUGUGACCCUGGGGGAGCAACAGUGGAAAAGCGAGAAACAACGAGAGGCAGAGCUCAAAAAGAAAAAACUAGAACAAAGAUCAAAGCUUGAAAAUUUAGAAGACCUUGAAAUAAUCAUUCAACUGAAGAAAAGGAAAAAAUACAGGAAAACUAAAGUUCCAGUUGUAAAGGAACCAGAACCUGAAAUCAUUACGGAACCUGUGGAUGUGCCUACAUUUCUGAAGGCUGCUCUGGAGAAUAAACUGCCAGUAGUAGAAAAAUUCUUGUCAGACAAGAACAAUCCAGAUGUUUGUGAUGAGUAUAAACGGACAGCUCUUCAUAGAGCAUGCUUGGAAGGACAUUUGGCAAUUGUGGAGAAGUUAAUGGAAGCUGGAGCCCAGAUCGAAUUCCGUGAUAUGCUUGAAUCCACAGCCAUCCACUGGGCAAGCCGUGGAGGAAACCUGGAUGUUUUAAAAUUGUUGCUGAAUAAAGGAGCAAAAAUUAGCGCCCGAGAUAAGUUGCUCAGCACAGCGCUGCAUGUGGCGGUGAGGACUGGCCACUAUGAGUGCGCGGAGCAUCUUAUCGCCUGUGAGGCAGACCUCAACGCCAAAGACAGAGAAGGAGAUACCCCGUUGCAUGACGCGGUGAGACUGAACCGCUAUAAGAUGAUCCGACUCCUGAUUAUGUAUGGCGCGGAUCUCAACAUCAAGAACUGUGCUGGGAAGACGCCGAUGGAUCUGGUGCUACACUGGCAGAAUGGAACCAAAGCAAUAUUCGACAGCCUCAAAGAGAACUCCUACAAGACCUCUCGCAUAGCUACAUUCUGAGGCAAACGACAGACUCUUAAUCAGUAAAUGUUCACUGGCAUUUUGAAGGCAUGGCCCAAGAGAAGAGACACUAGCCAUAAAAUCUAGUUUCUAUUUAUCAACGUGUUGUGAAGAUGUACCUAAUGAAGUUUUGAGAAAGCACAGGGUUAUAGGUGUUUAAAUUUCCUUUAGUGAAACUCUUAUUUAUUUUUAUGUAUUCCUGUUUAUUUAUUUACUGCCACGCUACUGAUAUUCAGACCUUCAUGAUCAUCCAUUUGGUGAGCAGAGCUUCAUUUGUAUAUAACACUUUCAGAGCCUUCCCACCCAUAGGUAGUUCUUAAACCAGGUGAAAGAACUGAUUAUCACAGCCCUCUUUCCUCCUGAAUUUUUAAUGCAAAGUUUGAAUGAAGCAAGGGAAAGCAUGUAGGGACAGGAAACAAUGGAAGGAAAGUGAUUCUGUGAAAAGGACAGUGAAGCCAGCUAUUUUACCCCCAGGCUGGAUUUUUUUUUUUUUUUUUACCGAGUACACAGAGUACCCAAGUGAAGAGAACGUCAUGAGUGUAAGUGCAAGUCAGUGGAAGGAGCGGCAAACUGGGACAUGCAGAAUUGAAUUUGCUCAAAAAAGAUGAAAGGAAAUGCAAACUGUAAAUGUAUAAAUGUAUAUUGUAUUGUAUGUACAUUUUAUAUUCAUAAUAAAGGCAAUCAAACUCUAAA